Molecule: messenger RNA, 2718 nt
Organism: Drosophila novamexicana
Lineage: Eukaryota; Metazoa; Arthropoda; Insecta; Diptera; Drosophilidae
Gene: WASp
Product: neural Wiskott-Aldrich syndrome protein
Exons: 6
Coding region: 753-2414 (553 amino acids)
Biological process (GO): actin filament polymerization
Cellular component (GO): cytoplasm; actin filament
Molecular function (GO): actin binding; microtubule binding
Source: RefSeq, a predicted model, not a curated record
GCAGCCACGCUAAAAGACCUUGAGAAACAAGGGAGUGAACUGGGCUUGUGCUGCUGUCUGGCAGAUUUUCAAGCGUCUAUUUACAUUGCCACCCCACCUGGAGCAGACAGGUGUUGUUGUUGUUGUCUGUGCUGCUGCUGUCAUCGAUAUUGUCAUUGACAUCUUCAGUUAGCUGCGCAGCGUCGCGUUUUAUCGCAGGCCAAAAGUGAACCCCUUGUGUAUUUGUUAAAUAACUUUCAACGCACACACACACACGCACACACAAAUGUAGAUACAUUCGUAGCUAAUCAGUUGCCAAAGAUAACAGCCAGAGCGCACUUAGCCAGGCCAAAGCUAAAGCCAGUGACAGCUACAGCGACAGCGACAGCGCCAGCGCCUUUGCCCACGUUUUGUACGCAGCUGGCCAACUGACUGGGCCAACUGUGACUCAACUUUGGCGUUAACAGCCGCUGCCUCUGCCUCUGCCGCUGCCUCGUUGCCAGCGCCCCAAUAUUACAAUAGUCUCGAGUCUCUGUUAGCGUUUGCGGUCGCUGCUGCUGCUGCAUCUUUUAUUCAUAAUCAAAAAGUAAACCAUAAAUUCAGUUGACCAAAAUUGUUGCCUUAACUGUGAUUUGUUUUAUUUGGGCCUCACUGUGUUUGUGCUUAUUCAAUUAAUACAUUUGUCUCGUUUCGCCGUUAUUGUGUGAGUUAUUUUUUUAAUAAAUGCAUUCAUAAUAUACGUUACACAGCACAGCCGUUGCGCCGCCGCAUAAAUGAUUAGUACGAGCAGCAUGAGGUCACAGGAGGGUCAACAGGCAGCCGGGCUGCCGCGACCCAAAAACAAUGCGUCCAGCACACAGCUGACCCAGGAUGAGAACGAUGCGGUCUUUAGGCUACUGGGACGCAAGUGUCAGACCUUAAACACUGCCGUUGUGCAAAUCUACAAGACGGAGGGCAAUGCGCACUCGCACUGGAAGAAAAAGCACACAGGCGUCGUUUGCUUUGUCAAGGAUAGCGCCAUACGAUCCUAUUUUUUGCGCGCCUACUGCCUGAUCAAAAACGAACUGAUUUGGGAGCAUGAGAUAUACGAUGGCAUGCAGAUUGUCAAAUCGCGUCCCUUUCUGCUCACCUUCGAGGGCAGCGACGGCAACGUUGGCUUAAACUUUAUCUCGGAGGAUGAGUGCGAUUCGUUCUUUCGCGUCCUGGACGCCACAAUAGAAACCCGAAAUCGCAAGCGUCUGGAGAAGCGCAAUAGGCAAAAGUCCCAACAAGCUCCCAAUGCGCCAAUGCCGCCUGUGUCACGAGAGCCAACGCGUCCGCCCUCCAUUAUAGGCAAGAGCCCCAUGCCGACGACAACGACGACGACAGUAGAUAGCGGUGCCGUGCAGCUGCGCAACAAUAAAAUCAACUCGGUAACGCUGACACCGGCGCCCGCGCAGCCACCAACCAAAAACUUCUUGUCGAGCAACUUUGGACUGAGCGGUUCGGCGGGCAAGGAUAAGAAACGCAAGGUGACCAAAGCAGAUAUUAGCCAACCGACGAAUUUUGUGCAUAUCAGCCAUGUGGGCUGGGAUGCGAACAAGGGCUUCGAUUUGACGGGCAAUGAGAGCGAUGAGAUGCUGACCAAGUUCUUUGCCAAGGCUGGCGUCUCCGAGUCCCAGCUAAACGAUCGAGAUACACGCGCCUUCAUCUAUGACUUUAUACAGAGCAAUAAUGUGCUGGCCUCGGUCAAGCAGGAGGAGAUUGAAUCGCCCACAGAGCCAACGCCGCAUAUGCCGCCACCGGUGCCGAGUCGUCAUCAUCCUCAUCAUUCACAGAAUGGCAACCAAAGAUCUGCACCGCCGCCUCCACCGGUGCGACAGCCGCCGCCACCAUUGCCAACGACGGCACCGGGAGCAGCACGCGCGCCACCGCCACCCAGCAGACCGCCACCCAUCAAUGCGGCUCCACCGCCACCGCCACCACCAACGGUCUGUCCGCCCGCAGCAGCGCCGCCCCCACCACCGCCACCACCUCCUGCGGCUGCGCCACCUCCUCCACCGCCACCACCACCCAUGGCCGUGGCGGAAGUGCCGAUUAUUGCGUCAACGCAACCAACGGCUCAGGCCAGCAAAAUUGCACCCGAAGUGGACACGCGCAAUGCGCUUAUGGAUGCCAUACGGAAGGGCAAGUCGCUUAAGCCGGUGGAGCCAGUAGCUACAAGUAGCAAUAGUGUUGAUCCGCGCAACGAUCUAUUGGGUCAGAUACGUGAGGGCUUCACCUUGAAGCCAGUGACUGAACGUAAACUACCUGAACAGCGGAUCAGUGAUGGUAGCGCUGGUGCUACCGAUGCCCUGGCCGAUGCACUGCGUCGUGCACUUGCGGCACGUGGCACAGUCAUGCAUUCAGACGACGAGGAGAGUAGCACAUCCUCGGACAACGAUUGGUCCGAAUAGAUUAACAACUAAGCGGCCAUUAGAGAUGAUUGUUGGCAAACACAUUAUUCCAAAUAUAAGCAAUAAUUUAAUUUGUGCUUUGGCAUUUUGAUUUAUCGCCAGAUAAAUCACUGUAAAUACUGUUUAGUGAAUUUUUCAUACCUCUUUAAUUUAAUUUUUCUAAAAACUGUUAAACAACAACAAAAUACGCAAAUUUAUUAACACAAGAAAAAGUAACGAAAAUAAUUAUGAUUGCAUAAUAACGAUUUUUUUCCACUACAAAUUCACAUAUGCAAAUAUUUCCUUUUAAUUGCUCAAAAAGAAA